AUGAUGAACUUCGAGGAGAUGGAUGUGACUACAAUGCUUUCGGCUUUUAUUGGAAUUUUAGUGAUCAUGGUUUCGUCAAUAUUCUACUUUACUAAGAAGCAGAGCGAAGAAACACCACAAAACCAUGAGGAAGAUGAAGCUGCUACACUGGUAGAGGAGGUGGAUGAGGAUGCGAAGUUGGAUGCGACUAGGAAAGCCAAUAAGCACCGAAAAAAUGACCACUGGAAGCCGAAAGUGAAAGAUGCCUCUUACGAUCACAUGUGGUCGGUGACUACCUUAAAAGGGCACACCGCUGAUGUUACUGGCAUGGACUUCGCUCAAGAUGGCAAAAAGUUCGUCACUGUCUCUAGUGAUAGAGCUGCAUUUUUGUGGGAUGUGCGAGAUUUCGAAGAAAGGGAACACAAAAGUGUUCGUCAGAUCUUGGAUUUCGAUACAGCAACGCAAGUCUCCUUCUCGCCAGAUUGCAAAAGUGUUGUAUUUGCCAUGAAGCGGUCUAAUAAGUUAUACGAAUUCAAGUUGCUGAAGAAGGAAGCUGGUGGCGCGUACAAAUUUGUCCAUGUUGAGAAUUUGUCCUUCCCUUCUGCACAUACCCUUGAUAUUUCCCACUCCGGUAUUUCAUCGAAUGGGAAGUUUUUGAUGUCGGCGUCACCAGACAAUAAGAUCGUUCUAUACGAUAUCCAUGGCAACAUCUUGAAAGCAUUGGAACCAAAGAUGAGCUCUCUUUUCGAUGUGGUAAUAUCGCCAGAUGGCCGAUUUGUGGCUGCUUGUGGUUUCACGACGGAAGUUUUCGUUUAUGAGGUCGCCUUCAAUCGCGAAAAUGUGUUCCAAGAUGCCAAAAGAGCUUUCGAUUUGAAGGGUCAUAAUUCCGGUGUCUUCGCGGUGGAUUUCAAUGCAAACGCAUCGCGUGCUGUUACGGUUUCACGAGAUGGGUUCUGGAGAGUGUUCGACACAGAAAUACGUUAUGGUCAAGGCCAGGAUGCCGUAAUUCUUAACAAAGGAGAAUGGUCAAUGCUGAAGGGAGCCAGCGCUGAUCGCGUUCGUUUGGCGAUGAGUCCUUCUGGGGAGACAGCUUCGCGCGUCUCUUGCGGUUCCACUCUCAAAAUAUUCAGCAGUGAGGAUGAACAAAAAGAAUUCCCUGAAUUGCAUGAAGUUCAUGGUGAUCAACGAAUACUCGCUAUUAAAUAUUCACCUUGUGGUCGACUAGUUGCUACUUGUGGAGAUCGUUAUGUCCGUGUUUUCAGAAAUAUACCUGAAUAUCAUAGUCAGGUGGUGCGACUGAGCAAGAACUUGAAAGAAGUGACUGGUGACGCUCCUAGAAGACGUAUACUUGAGCAAAUUGAGGAGGCGAAACAGUUCCUGAAGAAAUAUUGUGUUUAG
This is a messenger RNA of Ostertagia ostertagi, 1377 nucleotides long. The record is from the annotation of a GenBank genome assembly. NCBI's taxonomy places the organism in Eukaryota, Metazoa, Nematoda, Chromadorea, Rhabditida, Trichostrongylidae.